CAACUAAUGAAUGGUACCUCUGUCUCUCCCUUGCAGCCCUAUAAAACAUUUCCUCCAUUGAGGCUUUUUCUUUGACUCAUUUCUCUCCACGUUCAUUCAUUUUCAUAAUAAAAUCAGUCACAUUGUAUCACAUUUUGCUUUGCCAAAAAAGAAAGAAAUUCUAGAGAUACAUCUCCAUGGCAGCUGCUCUAAGAUCAUCAUGUCUGUGUUUUCUUGCAUUGCUAAUUGUGAUGAUGCUAUUCAGCAAUUCUAUUGCCCAGAAUAGUAUUGAAGAAGCAAAGCAAUUUCAGAGCUUAAGGAACUCGACUGUAACGAACAGGUUAAGUGGAAACGAUGAACUGAGGCAUGAACAUGCUGUAGAUGAUCCAGAAGCCAUUGCUUCCAUGGUGACUAUGAGCAUUAGGAAUAGCACAGAGAGGAGGAAAUUGGGCUACUUCUCAUGUACAACAGGAAAUCCUAUUGAUGAUUGUUGGCGAUGUGAUCGCCAUUGGCAACGUAAUCGCAGACGCUUAGCUGAUUGUUCUAUUGGCUUUGGACGCAAUGCCAUUGGCGGCCGCGAUGGCAGGUUUUAUGUUAUAACUGACUCAGGUGAUGACGACCCUGUAAAUCCCCGACCAGGAACACUUCGUCAUGCAGUAAUUCAAGACGAACCAUUAUGGAUAGUGUUCAAAAGGGACAUGGUUAUCACCCUUAAGCAAGAGCUGAUCAUGAAUAGUUUCAAGACAAUCGAUGCUCGUGGUGUGAACGUUCACAUUGCGUAUGGGGCUUGUAUUACUAUCCAAUUUGUUACUAAUAUCAUUAUUCAUGGACUUCAUAUUCAUGAUUGUAAACCAACUGGUAAUGCCAUGGUUCGAAGCUCACCAUCACAUUAUGGUUGGAGGACUAUGGCUGAUGGUGAUGGCAUUUCCAUUUUCGGUGCGAGUCAUAUCUGGGUUGACCACAACUCUCUUUCUAAUUGCGCUGAUGGCCUUAUUGAUGCUAUCAUGGGUUCAACUGCAAUUACCAUUUCAAACAAUUACUUCACCCAUCACAAUGAGGUGAUUUUAUUGGGGCACAGUGACUCCUAUGUCAGAGAUAAGGUUAUGCAGGUUACAAUUGCCUUCAACCAUUUUGGUGAAGGUCUCAUCCAGAGAAUGCCAAGAUGUAGGCAUGGCUAUUUCCAUGUGGUGAACAAUGACUACACACACUGGGAGAUGUAUGCCAUUGGUGGCAGUGCUGCUCCAACAAUUAACAGCCAGGGCAACAGAUACCUUGCCCCAGUGAACCCUUUUGCCAAAGAGGUGACGAAAAGAGUGGAACCAUGGGAAGGAGGAUGGAAGCACUGGAACUGGAGAUCAGAGGGAGACCUUAUGCUGAAUGGAGCAUACUUUACUGCAUCUGGACGUGCCUCUCCAGGCAGCUAUGCAAGAGCCUCAAGCUUAGCUGCUAAAUCCUCUUCCAUGGUGGGAACUAUUACCUCGAAUGCUGGUGCACUUUCUUGUCACCGAGGUAACCAAUGUUGAUGUCAAACACAUCGACACAUCUAGUGAUACAAACCGCAUCAUCGAAUCACCUUUACCUCUCCAUUGAAUUCAGCAACCUAGCCAAUUUUCUAUAGUUAUCUUUCUUCUCUUAGUUUGUGUCCGUUCCUGAGCAGGGGCGGACCCAUAAGGAUGGGUUCCAUUUAACCCACCAUUUUCAGCUUCAAACCUAAAUAUAUAUAUGAGAGAAAUCCUAAAAUGUUGUAUAAAUAUUAUAUUCUGAACUCAUAUAUCAAAGAAUGCACAAUAUUGAA
This is a messenger RNA of Lycium barbarum (goji berry), 1774 nucleotides long. RefSeq names its product probable pectate lyase 8. The record is from RefSeq and is a predicted model, not a curated record. Lineage: Eukaryota; Viridiplantae; Streptophyta; Magnoliopsida; Solanales; Solanaceae. Gene Ontology annotation, molecular function: pectate lyase activity. The transcript is spliced from 8 exons. The coding region runs from base 177 to 1502 and encodes 441 amino acids.